Molecule: messenger RNA, 2406 nt
Organism: Fraxinus pennsylvanica
Lineage: Eukaryota; Viridiplantae; Streptophyta; Magnoliopsida; Lamiales; Oleaceae
Source: the annotation of a GenBank genome assembly
AUGGGAAAAUCGACUACAUCAUGCUUCAAGAUCGUCACCUGUGGCAGUGAUUCCAUCGAACAUGACGAUCUCCAAAGUCCCCAAAGCAAGGGUUUAAGUGAUAGACGUGGGUGGAGUUUUCGGAAGAGAUCUGCUAGACAUCGAGUGUUAAGCAACACCGUCAUCUCUGAAGUAGCUUCUUCUGCGAAUAAGGAGAGCCCAGAACCUACCACUGUCAACUUCCAAGUGGAACCUAACUCAACUAUUCCCGAAAGGACCUCCGCUGUUAAAUGGACAGAUGAGAAAACUGAGGUGUCAACUCAAGUGAGCCCAAAAUUAUUGGAAAUCAUAGCUACGAGAGAGGAUGACACUGGAGCCGAUGCUUUCCCAGAUGAGUCCAUUGUUAUUGUAAUCCAGACUGCCAUUAGGAGAUUUCUGGCUGAAAGAGCGCUGUUGAAGCAUAAGAAUAUAAUCAAGUUGCAAGCUGCUGUACGAGGGCAUCUAGUUCGAAGGCAUGCUGUGGGAACUCUUCAGUGUGUUCAAGCCAUAGUCAAAAUGCAAGCUCUGGUUCGAGCCCGUUGUGCUCGCUCACUAGUAGAAGGGUCGGGUGCUUCAGAGAAGCAGAGUGAGAACUGUGGAGUUGAUAAUCAUGAUCCAACACUCUUGAAGAGUAAAAAGGAAGCCAAACCACAUAUCACGUAUGCUUACGUUUCUAUUGAGAAGCUACUCAGCAAUAGAUUUACUCAGCAGCUUCUGGAAUCAACACCAAGGACCAAACCUACCGAAAUCAAGUGUGAUCCUUCAAAGUCGGAUUCAGCCUGGAAAUGGUUGGAAAGGUGGACAUCACUUUCAUCAAUUAGCAAUGAAAAGCCACAAGAAUCAGAAGUUUCUGUAGAGAAGUAUGAGAAGGAAAACCUUACGCAUUCUGGCUGCAAAGAGGAAACUGUAACUAGAUCUGAAUGGGAUUCUGAGUCUAAUAACUUCAAGAAUGAUGUAGGAGCAUCAUCCAAGGCACUGGAAAACGAGCUGAUUACUAAUGAUGCUGACAACUUAGAUCCCCAAGCAUGCAGAUCAACCUCACCAUCGCCGAGUCAUAAAUUGGAGCCACCUCAGACCCAGAACAUUGAUGAAUCAAAUUCAAAAUGCAGUAUCACAGAAACUUUUGGCGUGCAGAUGAAAGAAUCAGAUCUGACGCCGAAGGUGGAACUCAAAUCUGUUCCAGAUAAGGGGGAAACAGAAAUUGAACAAGUUGGACUCCAUGCAAAAAAGUUCUACCCUGAGCAACCUGAAACUGAUACGAAGAGAUUUUCGUUUGGUUCGAGGAAGGCAAGUAAUCCUGCUUUUAUUGCCGCCCAGUCAAAAUUUGAAGAAUUGAGUUCAGCUGCCAAUUCUACAAAAUUGACUGGUUCAUCCUGUCAAGACCCUGGAGUCGAAUCCAAUGCCGACAAGACUUCUUCCAUGGCAGAUCAACCAUUUGGGUCUAGGGAGGUUGGCUUGGCUGAGAAUUUUGUUCCCCAUGCUUCGAUGGUUCAAAUUGGUGGAUCUGAAUGUGGAACUGAACUUUCCAUAUCUUCGACCCUUGAUUCACCAGCUAGGUCUGAGGUUGAACCAGUUGAAUCUGAACAAGGACAGAAAAUUUCAAACGGGACUGCCUUUCCUAACAGCAAUGAGAACCUUGGAGUGGAAACAAAUGAUGAGCCUAGCAUCCCAGGAACUGAUCUAUCAUAUGCCAAUUCAGAUCAGUUGGAGAGAUAUGACAGCGUUAACUCUGUUAAUGAUCGAAGUGUUGAUUCUGUGGUUUCUGUAGAUUCACCACAGGUAGAGAAGAAGCCAGAUAUAGAUCCAAGCAAUGUGCAGCGGGAGCUGGGAUCCCAAUCAAGCUAUCCAGUGUCCAAGUCAUCGCCUGAAGCAUCUCCAAGAAGCCAUGUAACUGUCCCUGAAUCUCAAGCAACUCCUUCUAGCCUAGUGUUGAAUCCCAAGAAAAUCAGAGGUGAAAAAAGUGAAACCAGUCGGAAAAGUAGGUCUUCUGAUAAAAGGUCUCCUUCAAAUCCUAAUCAAGGUUCUGGUGCAAGUAGUAGCUUGGAGCAGAUACCUAAAGAACAUAAAAUCGGAAAGAGAAGAAACUCCUUAGGUUCAGCAAAACUUGAUCAUGUGGAUCAGGAACCAAGAGACAGUAGUAGCAGCAACUCUCUCCCAAGUUACAUGCAAGCGACUGAAUCAGCAAGAGCCAAAGCUAUUGCAAAUAGCUCUCCAAGAUCAAGUCCAGAUGUGCAAGACAAGGAUACCUUCAUGAAAAAGAGACAUUCCCUACCUGGUGCAAAUGGAAGACAUGGAUCGCCUUGUAUCCAGCGGUCUCUGUCUCAGGCACAGCAGAAUGCAAAGGGAAGUGAAACUCAAUCACCUCAAGAUCGGAAGUGGCGAAGGUGA